Messenger RNA from Cajanus cajan (pigeon pea), 1703 nucleotides. RefSeq names its product gallate 1-beta-glucosyltransferase 84A24. Gene Ontology annotation, molecular function: quercetin 3-O-glucosyltransferase activity; quercetin 7-O-glucosyltransferase activity. The record is from RefSeq and is a predicted model, not a curated record. NCBI's taxonomy places the organism in Eukaryota, Viridiplantae, Streptophyta, Magnoliopsida, Fabales, Fabaceae.
UUGAAUGUAACGUCAACUACUAGUAUUUUUUGUGUCUUUCAAUUUUGAAGAUAACCGACUUGCCAGUACUUGACUUUUCAGUGCACUGAUAGAUCAAGUUGGGAAGCCAGUAGUAGCUAACAGUCUGCAUGUACAUGCCAUUCAGAAUAUUGAAGUAUAAAUAAAGGAGAUUGUAUUGAGUGGUUGAAAUAUAUGGAAUAUCGAAUAUCGAAUAUCGAAUAGGUAAUAUGGGAAAUGAUGUUGUGCAUGUGUUGCUUGUGUCGUUCCCAGGACAAGGGCACGUGAAUCCUCUUCUGAGGCUUGGCAAGUGGCUGGCCUCAAAAGGUUUGCUGGUGACCUUCUGCACACCCCAAACAUGGGGAAAGCAGAUGAGAGAAGGCAGCGAUAUCUCGGAGGAGGCAGUCGGGGAGGGGUUCCUAAGGUUCGAAUGCUUCGAAGACGGGUGGAGCGACGACGACCCAAGGCGGCAAGAUUUGGAGCAAUACCUCCCCCAACUGGAGAAGGCGGGGAAGCAAGCCCUCCCUUCCAUGAUCCGCCGCCACGCCCAAAAAGGCCCUCCCGUCGCCUGCCUCAUCAACAACCCUUUCAUUCCAUGGGUAACUGACGUGGCGGAAUCCCUCUCCCUCCCUUCCGCCAUGCUCUGGGUUCAAUCCUGUGCUUCCUUUUCCGCAUACUAUCACUACCACCACAAACUCAUCCCUUUCCCCUCCCAAGCCCAGCCCCAUCUCGACGUUCAGCUUCCCUGCAUGCCCUUGCUCACACACCACCAAGUCCCCACCUUCCUCCAUCCCUCCACUCCCGAACCCUUCCUCGGAAGGGCAAUCCUCCAACAGUUGUCCAACUUGGAAAAAACCUCGUGCAUUCUCAUGGACACGUUCCAGGAGCUGGAGGCUGACGUGCUGGACUACAUGUCAAAGAUUUGUCAUGUUCCUAUUAAAACGGUGGGGCCCUUGUUCAAGGCAUCAGAGAGCGUGCACGGGGAGUCCGAGUGCAUGAUCAAGUGGCUUGACUCAAAGGAAGCCUCUAGCGUGGUGUACGUAUCCUUCGGCAGCGUGGUGCACUUGAAGCAGGAGCAAGUGGAUGAGAUCGCGCACGGCCUUCUGGAGUCGGGGCUUUGUUUCCUGUGGGUGAUGAAGCCGCCUCAGAAACACAGCGGAAAAGAGGCCCACGUGGUUCCGCAUGGGUUUCUCGAGAAGGCUGGGAACAAGGGGAAAGUGGUGCAGUGGUGCCGGCAGGAGCAAGUUCUUGGUCACCCCUCCAUCUCAUGCUUUCUCACUCACUGUGGGUGGAACUCGUCCGUGGAGGCACUCACCUUUGGUGUUCCCCUUGUGGCGUUCCCGCAGUGGGGGGACCAAGUCACCAAUGCAAAGUACUUGGUGGAUGUGUUCCAAGUGGGUGUUAGGAUGUGCUGGGGUGAGGCUGCUAAUGAAUUGAUCAAGAGGGAUGAGGUGAUGCGCUGUUUGUUCGAGGCAACUCUUGGCCCCAUGAAGCAGAAUGCCCUCAACUUUAAGGCCGCAGCAGAAGCCGCAGUUGCGCAACCAGCUGGUUCUUCUCACCGCAAUAUGGACGCAUUUGUCGAUCAACUCAGCAAGAGAAGCCUACAAAUUCUGAAAAACUACGCCAAUGCUGCUUCUCUCAACUCACCCUCCCUUCCAAUUUAAUGCCAAAAUAUAUAAUAUCCCAGUCGUGCUCAAUUACUAUAU